UAAUCUUCUUUCCGAACGGGCCUGUUGACGGAAGCCGUGGGCGCUCAGGAGCUGCGGUCCCUGCACUCGCUUCACAGCAGGAGACUUUCUGACAACUGCUCCACCUUACAAACAGAACUUCGCAAUACACAAGGCAUUUGAAUUUUCCCUUGCAAUGGAUGCCUCUGCCAUUACAGUCUAUACUGACUCCCUUUCUGCAAUACAAGUCCUUAUACAAUUGUGCAAUUGGGAAAUCUCAGAGAGAGCAUGCAUGUAACAUGUAACUGCAAUUAUUCUGCUAUAGACACUAACUUUACUUUUUGAUAUACAACCCCACUUAUGGGUAACGUAUCUAUAGCCAAACCCAUCCCUCUCGAUGAUUGGGAAAUCUUUAAAAAAAGCAAAAAAGAAAAAAAUCCUAAAGUUUAAACCAAAAAGUUAAUUUCUAUCAAAUUAGAUAACACAUUGUCAUUGGUCAGGAAGAAGGAAACAUGGAUUUUGUUGCCUAAUUCGUUUUUUAGAAAGAAGAUGUCAAUCCGCAGACUUGCCAGACUGACAAGACCAAGAACUGGCAAUUCGUCAUUUGAAAACUAUCAAGGAUGUGCUUUCUUUGUUGCCACUGCAGAUUAUGUCCACACUCCAGUUAAGUUUUGAAGAAUGUGAAACUCUUUUGGAUCGGCUGUAUGCAUUAUGUUUCCCAAAGUACCAGUCGGCCUUUACCCUGAGCCAAGAAGAAGAAAAGUUCUCACUAUCUUUAGGAAGUAACCAACUUGCAAUGUUGCAUGGUGGUCUUCAUGCUUGCACUGUGAUUGAAUUUGCAUGUCCAGCAGGAGUGGGUAAAACUCAAUGGUGCCUUCACACAGCUGUUCGGGCAGUGCUGUCAGGUGAAAGCAUUGGUUGGAAUACCUCAGUUAUAUGUAUCGACACAGAGACAGCAUUUAGGGCUGAGAGAAUUGUUGAGAUAAUAUGCAAGAGAUAGCCUAAAUCCGAGCCAAGACUCUCAGAAUGUUUAUCCAAGAUCUGCCUCUACCAGCCAUCUACAAUCAGCAACUUGUCACAAAU
Molecule: messenger RNA, 1041 nt
Organism: Penaeus indicus
Lineage: Eukaryota; Metazoa; Arthropoda; Malacostraca; Decapoda; Penaeidae
Product: DNA repair protein RAD51 homolog 2-like
Exons: 5
Coding region: 608-958 (116 amino acids)
Biological process (GO): double-strand break repair via homologous recombination
Cellular component (GO): Rad51B-Rad51C-Rad51D-XRCC2 complex; replication fork
Molecular function (GO): four-way junction DNA binding; ATP binding; double-stranded DNA binding
Source: RefSeq, a predicted model, not a curated record